GUCGGGGAGAAGAAGAGUGAGUGUGGGCUUAGGCCAUGUAAGAUGGAGAUCCAUUUGCCUAAUGUGCCAAUGCUGAAUAUCUUCUCCCAUCUGGAUGCCUUCAGCUUACUCCAAGCUGCCCAAGUGAACAAGACCUGGAAUGAGGUUGCAAGCAGUGACUUCCUCUGGAGGAAGCUGUGUCUGAAGAGAUGGUUUUUUCCACACAUGCCUCGAAAGUGCUGGCAUGAACAGACAUGGAAGCAGUUCUUCCUUUGCCAAACUAGGCAAGAGCACUCUAUGUCCCGGGCAAGGCCAGAAGACUUCGUCUACAAAGAAAUGUUCGGGGACUUUGGAGUUCAGGGAUAUAUGAGCUAUCUCUCAAAAAGUGGCUUAACAAUGAACCCAGAAGAAAAAUCGGUGGUCUGUGCGGUGACUUCCAAGACAAGGCUUACUGCCUGGGAUAUAGGAGAGGGUUCUAUGAUCUGGGUAAGCCCACAACAGCCUACCUUUAUCCUGAAACUGGCUACCCUCCCAGAGAUGCACCUUGUGAUCACUGUAGAUUUGGAUGCAACCAUCAAAGUGUGGAACUGUCGUGAUAUGGAUGCUCUGGCAACUAACAACAUGUUAUCUCCCUGCCGAUCACUGAAAGCUGUUGUUACCAGGGAUGGCCCAAUUAUCUUGGCCGGUGCCAUUUCUGGUGACCUCUACACAUACCGGCUUCCCGACUUACUGCUUAUUUCUACAGUCCAUGCAUUGGAAGUCCCCAUUAACCAGCUCUACUGCUCUCCUCACGUGAAGUGGGUCUUCCUGAAUAAGAAAGAGCCACAUGUCUUGCCAAAGGUGUUUUUCACUGACAGCUUACUGAGGCCAGCAGAGUACCCCACUCCUGUGUUAUGUGUUAUCUCUUUUACCUUAUGUGUCAGAGCCUUCUGGACCCCACGGAGGGAAGACCGGAUAACGCUGAUGUACCAGAGAGGCGCCUAUAGAACCGCGGGAUUUGUCACAUUUGACUUAGAAAUGGAAAGGACAGAGGACAAAAUAAUUGUUGAAGCACGUGUAAUAGCAAGCUUCAAGUUGUCACAUCACAUGGAGAGCCCAGAAUGGAUGGGAGUCAGUGAUAAGAAUGUGAUUGUGUGUUCAAGUGGGUCAUCUCUAUUAGUCUACAGCAUGGCCGGGCUCCAGCUGCAGAGAUUUCAGGACUACCCAGGAGAGAUCAUGAAAUUACUGGUGAAUCCUGUGUACGUCAUCGUCACAUUUAUUGAUGGCUGUUUGGAGGUGUACAAGUGGGAGGAGAGAAGUCAUUACCUCACGAAGUGUUACCGCCUGCAAAACGUUAGACAUCUGGGGAAACAAAGCGUGGUUCCCAAAACCCUGUGUGAUAACGGGAGCAUAGCUCGAGUGGUGACAAAGAGUGCACACUGCUGCUUCCUGGUGGCAUAUGUUUUGAAACUCUGCUCCUGAAAACGAAUGGAAUGGGCUGUGUCCUCUCUUCCUCACUAUAAUAAAUCUCUAUUUGCAAGGCUA
Molecule: messenger RNA, 1503 nt
Organism: Mesocricetus auratus (golden hamster)
Lineage: Eukaryota; Metazoa; Chordata; Mammalia; Rodentia; Cricetidae
Gene: Fbxw12
Product: F-box and WD repeat domain containing 12
Exons: 10
Coding region: 43-1440 (465 amino acids)
Molecular function (GO): protein binding
Source: RefSeq, a predicted model, not a curated record